GGAAGGCAGGCCUCGGAGCAGAAGCACCAGCCCCAAGGUUGGCGGGCUGCGGCUCGCCAUGGGGAACACCAUCAGGGCCCUCGUGGCCUUCAUACCCGCCGACCGCUGCCAGAACUACGUGGCCAGAGACCUCCGGGAGAUGCCGCUGGACAGGAUGGUGGACCUGAGUGGGAACCAGCUACGCCGCUUCCCUGCACAUGUGUGCUCCUUCCAGGAGCUGGUCAAGCUCUACCUGAGCGACAACCGCCUCAACAGCCUGCCUCCAGAGCUGGGGCAGCUGCAGAACCUGCAGAUUCUGGCCCUGGAUUUCAACAACUUCAAGGCUCUGCCCCAGGUGGUGUGUACCUUGAGACAGCUCUGCAUCCUCUACCUGGGCAACAACAAACUCUGUGAUCUCCCCAGGGAGCUGAGCCUGCUCCAGAAUCUCCGGACCCUGUGGGUCGAGGCCAAUUAUCUCACCAAGUUGCCGGAGGUGGUCUGUGAGCUGAGUCUCCUUAAGACCCUGCACGCUGGCUCCAACGCCCUGCGUCUGCUGCCAGGCCAGCUCCAGCGCCUCCGGGAGCUGAGGACCAUCUGGCUCUCAGGUAACCUGCUGACAGACUUCCCCCCUGUGCUGCUUCACAUGCCUUUCCUGGAGGUAAUCGACGUGGACCGGAACAGCAUCCGCUCCUUCCCCAGCCUGGCCCACCUGUCCAGCCUGAAGCUGGUCAUCUAUGACCACAAUCCUUGCAGGAAUGCACCCAAGGUGGCCAAAGGGGUGCGUCGAGUAGGAAGAUGGGCAGAGGAGACCCCAGAGCCUGACCCUAGAAAAGCCAGACGCUACGCGUUGGCCAGGGAGGAGAGCCAGGAGGCGCAGCUACCUGCCUUGCCUCUUCCACUUCCUCCUACCGGCUCCUGAGAGGCUUCAGUGGCAGGUCAAAGCCAAGGACAACUCCAGCAUCUUCUGGACACGGCUCCAUUAGAGUGCAGAGGAUUGCUCUGGGUCACGUGGGGCAUCUCUGCCGGCGGCAAAUGUAACAGCAUCAGAUGGAAUGCCUAACCCGCAAGAAGAAGAAAAUACUCAUGGCCAAGAACAUCUCUCCCAAAGGGAACUGUGUGCUAUAGGUAGCAAGACAACUUCUUUGCAAGAAAAUCAGCCUCUCCAAACAGGUAUUUUGAAACACCGGAAAGAAAGGCUGGGACAGUCUGGCCUCCCCCAGCCUCUAGAACUGGCUGGUCACGAGGCUCAUGCGCUUCCCAAAUCAGGUGUAAGUUACAGAACUUAUCUAACAGUUCAGGUGGCCUGUCUCCAGUCCUCUGCUGGGUGUAUUUUCAUACUAUGAAUGACCAUAAUUGGCAUGAAAAUAUUACUAUUCAGGUUACUUAAAAAUGACAUGUCUACCUAGUCAGUCAGAUUCAUAGAAACUCUUGUUUGUUGCAAAGGCUGGAGAUGAAGCUUUUCCCCUGCAAUUCAGUGGCUGCUGACACCCCUGCUGGGGAAUGCCUCCUGGUGGAGUCCAGCUGCCACUUUGAGCUUGACUGUGGUUCACGCUGUUUCAUUUUCCUUUUUGUAAAGAUUUGACCAAACGUCUACUCCCACCUGUGUGCUGUCACUGGCAAUGCUGAGAGUCAUCUAGAAAACAGAACCUCUUUGGCAGGGUGGUCUCAUUAAUAUCAAGCCAAACUGGCUGCCUCAGUGGAGCAGAAUCCUAUUGUUAACUCAACAGUAAUGAACUAGGGUUGAAUUAAAUCCCUUUGCAUGCAGGGACCACAUUUCCACAAUCAUAUUAGGUAAAAAAGUUGUGCAAAAUCCGUUCGUUUGAAAAAAGCAUUUGGAAAUUGGAACUGCAGGUUGUAGUGUACAUAUAGGAAAUGUCUGCCUCUUCAGCCUCAGCAUCUCUGCCUUCCCUGAUUUAUUUUUGUAUAGAAUCUUUUGGUGGUCCAUGUAUAAACCUGGGUAUUCAAGCUGCUAUUUCUUUGAAGUAUUAAUAUGUUAAUUAUGACCUUUUCUUCUCCGCACGAAUAUGUCUUUCCAGAAACUGCUGUCAAUGGGUAGUUUAAUAACACAAUCCUUUUUGUCCCUGAACUCUUUCAGAAAAGUGUCCUUUUAACUAAAACACUGAAAACGUUAGCUUUUAAAAAGUACGCUCUCCCUAAAAGCAUCUCAACCCAGGAAAGUUCGGCUCUAAAACGACAUUAGACAGACGACUAU
Messenger RNA from Cervus elaphus (red deer), 2191 nucleotides. RefSeq names its product leucine rich repeat containing 10 (gene LRRC10). The transcript has a single exon. Lineage: Eukaryota; Metazoa; Chordata; Mammalia; Artiodactyla; Cervidae. The record is from RefSeq and is a predicted model, not a curated record. The coding region runs from base 59 to 898 and encodes 279 amino acids. Gene Ontology annotation, molecular function: protein binding.